AUGCCUAAAUUCAUUGUUAAUGCAAAUAUAAGCAAGGAUAAAGGUCUAGAGCCUUUCACAGGGAAGCUCACCCAGCAGUUAUCAAAAACAAUGGGCAAACCAGCAUAGCAUAUAGCAAUACAGAUAUCUCCUGAUCAGGUGAUGUCCUUUGGUUGUUCCACAGACCCCUGUGCUAUGUGCUUUCUCUACAGCAUUGGCAAGACAGGGGAGACGGAGAACAAGGUCUACUCCAAAUACAAACAACUGAAAAUACCACCUGACAGAAUCUAUGUCCUCUCCUUCGAGAUCAGUACUGGCAAUGUAGGCUGGAAGAACACCACCUUUGCUUGA
Molecule: messenger RNA, 330 nt
Organism: Mesitornis unicolor (brown roatelo)
Lineage: Eukaryota; Metazoa; Chordata; Aves; Mesitornithiformes; Mesitornithidae
Product: macrophage migration inhibitory factor-like
Exons: 4
Molecular function (GO): phenylpyruvate tautomerase activity; cytokine activity
Source: RefSeq, a predicted model, not a curated record